CAGCGCAUCUUCGUCCUGUUUCUCAACAUCGCUUCCAGAACUCGAGAGCCGAAGCCCUCGAGCCCCCCCAAAAUCCCCAAUUUGUUUGAUCGCCACCCGAGAAACCCUAAUCGCUCUUCAAAUCGCUUCUUUCUCUUCGAUUCUAAGCCCGUGCUGCUGCGAUCGGAGAUCGUCGACGAUCCUCGGGGACGAGCACCGUUGAGGAUUCUCCUCCUGAGAGAUAGGAUUCUGUGGAGAAGCUUUUCUUGGAUGGACGGAGCCAUGGGGCUCCAUGGAUGAAGGAUGCCGGAGCUGCGUAGUGGAUCGCGCCGGGGCCGGGCUCAGCCGAAUCCCGUAGUCCAGAACGAGAGGCCUGCCGCAGGGGUCAAUAGGAGGAGGAGGGCGCCAGCGAGGGGGCGGCAGCCCGCGGAGGAGAUUGUGGUCGUUGAGCCCAAGGAGGAGGUUGGGCUUGCUGAGGGCGUGGGGGAGAUCGGUGGGAUUGGUGGAGGGGAGGAGAAUAGGGAAGGGGUCGGGGAGAGAAUGGAUGAGUUUGAUAGCGGUGCGAAGAGCGCCGAUAAACUCCCUGGUGGGGAGGAUGAAGGAAGCACAGCUCCGCUCCCUGAGAAGGUUCAGAUUGGCAAUUCACCCAUUUACAAGAUUGAAAGGAAGCUAGGGAAAGGUGGUUUUGGACAAGUAUAUGUUGGUCAGCGAAUUUCUCCUACUAAUGCAAAUGAUAGGAUGACUGGCCCCAGUGCUGUGGAGGUGGCUUUAAAAUUUGAGCAUCGAAGCAGCAAAGGCUGCAAUUAUGGCCCUCCCUAUGAAUGGCAAGUUUACAAUACUCUUGGUGGUAUUCAUGGGGUGCCACGUGUGCAUUACAAGGGUCGACAAGGGGACUAUUAUGUUAUGGUUAUGGAUAUGCUGGGGCCAAGCUUAUGGGAUGUUUGGAAUAAUAAUUCACAUACAAUGUCGAUUGAAAUGGUUGCCUGUAUUGCUAUUGAAGCAAUAUCCAUUUUAGAGAAGAUGCAUUCUAAAGGUUAUGUUCAUGGAGAUGUAAAGCCUGAGAACUUCUUGCUUGGUCCUCCUGGCACGCCCGAAGAGAAAAAACUCUUCCUUGUUGAUCUUGGUUUAGCCACUAGGUGGAAAGACACAUCUACCGGCCAGCAUGUUGAAUAUGAUCAGCGGCCUGAUGUUUUCAGGGGAACAGUACGUUAUGCUAGCGUCCAUGCACAUUUAGGAAGAACAGGAAGCAGGAGGGAUGAUUUAGAAUCCCUUGCGUACACACUCGUCUUUCUACUUCGUGGCCGUCUACCCUGGCAAGGAUACCAGGGAGAAAAUAAAGGAUUUCUUGUCUGCAAAAAGAAAAUGGCCACUUCCCCAGAUUCCCUAUGUUGUUUCUGUCCACAACCUUUCAGACAAUUUGUCGAGUAUGUGGUCAACUUAAAGUUUGAUGAGGAACCUAAUUAUGCCAAAUGCAUCUCUCUUUUUGAUGGCAUAGUAGGCCCGAACCCAGACAUAAGGCCAAUCAACACUGAUGGUGCUCAAAAGCUUAUAUAUCAGGUUGGUCAAAAGAGAGGCCGGUUGAUGAUGGAAGAUGAGGAUGAUGAGCAACCAAAGAAAAAGGUUAGGAUGGGGAUGCCGGCGACUCAAUGGAUUAGUGUCUAUAAUGCCCGGCGACCUAUGAAACAAAGGUAUCACUACAAUGUUGCUGAUGCUAGACUUGGACAACAUAUUGAGAAAGGGAAUGAAGACGGUCUUUUUAUCAGCUGUGUUGCUUCUUGCACAAAUCUUUGGGCACUUAUUAUGGAUGCGGGCACUGGAUUUACUGCUCAAGUUUAUGAGCUGUCAGCUAAUUUUCUUCAUAAAGAAUGGAUAAUGGAGCAAUGGGAGAAAAACUAUUACAUUAGUGCCUUAGCUGGGGCAAACAAUGGAAGCUCUUUGGUGGUGAUGUCUAAAGGUACCCAGUAUGCUCAGCAAUCUUACAAAGUCAGUGAUUCUUUUCCUUUUAAGUGGAUAAACAAAAAAUGGAGAGAGGGUUUCUAUGUAACUGCCAUGGCCACUGCUGGAAGUAGAUGGGGAGUUGUCAUGUCUCGAAAUGCUGGCUUUACUGAUCAGGUUGUUGAACUCGACUUCUUAUACCCUAGCGAAGGUAUCCAUCGAAGGUGGGACGGUGGUUAUCGCAUCACUGCUACAGCUGCAACAUGGGACCAGGCUGCAUUCGUCUUAAGUGUGCCCAGGAGGAAGCCAUUAGAUGAAACACAAGAGACUCUUAGGACUUCUGCUUUUCCAAGUCAGCAUGUGAAGGAGAAAUGGGCGAAAAAUCUUUACAUCGCGUCUGUAUGCUAUGGUCGAACAGUCUCAUGAAAUUGCCAUCAGACUCGGAUAACUAAUGUCACAACCAACUUUUCUUAACUUCUAUACAAGAACACAAGCUUAUGCUUUUGAGAAGACAGCUGCUCAUUGGGCAACAGUGCUUGAUGUUUUUUUGAUGCCAAAGCUUUACUUUAUUGUCGCCCACAUCGCCUGUGAGCUACAACUAACAUCUGGUGCAGUAUAACUGUUGAGUUUUUGGAGAUACCUAUACAUUUAAAAUGGAUUGUCAGCAUCCUUAAUUAUUCUCAAGUCUGUAUAGUGAAUAAAUUUUUCUUAAGAACAGACAAAUCCUAAGUCUAAUGCUUUUUUAAAUUUGAUAUUUCAUUUUCCCUCCUGUUCA
Dioscorea cayenensis subsp. rotundata (Guinea yam) is the source of this 2689-nucleotide messenger RNA. Its product is annotated as casein kinase 1-like protein HD16. The record is from RefSeq and is a predicted model, not a curated record. Gene Ontology annotation, molecular function: ATP binding; protein serine/threonine kinase activity. NCBI's taxonomy places the organism in Eukaryota, Viridiplantae, Streptophyta, Magnoliopsida, Dioscoreales, Dioscoreaceae. Gene Ontology annotation, biological process: signal transduction; endocytosis; peptidyl-serine phosphorylation. Gene Ontology annotation, cellular component: nucleus; cytoplasm.